Molecule: messenger RNA, 824 nt
Organism: Aspergillus uvarum CBS 121591
Lineage: Eukaryota; Fungi; Ascomycota; Eurotiomycetes; Eurotiales; Aspergillaceae
Product: orotate phosphoribosyltransferase
Exons: 3
Coding region: 49-765 (238 amino acids)
Biological process (GO): pyrimidine ribonucleoside biosynthetic process; 'de novo' pyrimidine nucleobase biosynthetic process; pyrimidine nucleotide biosynthetic process
Cellular component (GO): cytoplasm
Molecular function (GO): orotate phosphoribosyltransferase activity
Source: RefSeq, a predicted model, not a curated record
CCGCCAACAGCCCCUGCAAAUCCCCAAGUCACGCCAAUUCACCUCGUCAUGGCCCUCCCCGCUUACAAGACCUCCUUCUUGGAGUCCUCCAUCUCUGCCAAGGUCCUGACCUUCGGCACUUUCACCCUCAAGUCGGGCCGUCAUUCCCCAUACUUCUUCAACGCCGGUACCUUCCACACUGCUUCGCUCCUCUCCGCCCUUUCAACCGCCUACGCCCACACCAUCAUCACAUUCCUCGCUGAGAACCCUUCCAUCCCCAAGCCCGACGUGAUCUUCGGCCCCGCAUACAAAGGGAUCCCGCUCGCCUGCGCCACCCUGCUCGAGCUCCACCGCCUGCAGCCCGAAGCCUGGGCCGAGGUGUCCUACAGCUACAACCGCAAGGAGAAGAAGGACCACGGCGAGGGCGGCAGCAUCGUGGGUGCCGGCCUAAAGGGCAAGAACGUGCUGGUGAUUGACGACGUGAUCACCGCCGGCACGGCGAUGCGCGAGACCCUGGACCUGGUCGCCCAGGAAGGCGGCAAAGUGGUCGGCUUCGCCGUUGCGCUGGACCGCCAGGAGAAGAUGCCCGGCCCCAAGGACGCCAGCGGCGUGGAGGACGACGCGCCGCGCAUGAGCGCCAUGGGCCAGAUCCGCAAGGAGUACGGUGUGCCCACGACGAGCAUCGUCACCCUGGAUGAUCUGAUCCGGUUGAUGCAGGAGAAGGGAGCCGGCGAGGAUAUGCGCCGGUUGGAGGAGUACCGGGCUAAGUAUCGGGCUAGCGAUUAGAAAGGCGCUUCUUGGGUCAUGAAGGUACUUCUGAGGAAGGAAAGUAAAAGAUGUCUUGG